CAUUCUCUUCAAGAUGUUUCCGGAGGUAGUCUUUUCAGGAUGGAAUUUAUGCACAUGAUGACCAAACUGAGGCCGUUUGUUCAGUCAUUUCUAAAAGAAGCCAGUGAGAUGUUUGUGAUGUACAUAUACACAAUGGGAGAUAGGCCAUAUGCGCGACAGAUGGCGAAGCUACUGGACCCCAAAGGAGAGUACUUUGGUGAUCGGAUCAUUUCUCGGGAUGACGGCACGGUGAGACAUCAAAAGAGUCUAGAUGUGGUGCUUGGACAAGAAAGUGCUGUUCUGAUUCUUGACGAUACAGAGAAUGCGUGGCCAAAUCACAAGGACAAUUUGAUCGUGACAGAGAGGUAUCACUUUUUCGCUUCGAGCUGCAGACAGUUUGAUCACAAAUACAAGUCUCUGUCGGAGUUGAAGAGCGAUGAGAGUGAACCCGAUGGAGCACUUGCAACUGUCCUGAAAGUCAUAAAACAAGCACAUGCUCUUUUCUUUGAGAAUGUGGAUGAAGACAUAUCUAAUAAAGAUGUUAGGUUGAUGCUGAAACAAGUGCGUAAAGAGAUACUUAAAGGAUGUAAAGUAGUGUUCAGUCGGGUGUUCCCAACCAAGGCAAAGCCAGAAGAUCACCCUCUGUGGAAAAUGGCUGAGGAACUGGGAGCAACCUGCGCAACUGAAGUCGAUGCUUCAGUGACACACGUGGUAGCUAUGGAGAUGGGAACAGAGAAGGCACGUUGGGCUGUGAGAGAGAAGAAGUUUGUGGUGCAUAGAGGAUGGAUAGAUGCAGCUAACUACCUGUGGAAGAAGCAGCCAGAAGAGAACUUCAGUUUAGAGCAGCUCAAGAAGCAACAAGGAACAACGGAAGAAGAGUGAUGAUAUAUGUAACCAAUGAGAAAGAAGAAGUGAUAAACUUUGUUGUUUAAUUGAUUAUGAAGUAAAGUUUUGUAACCUUAGUACAUUUGUAUCUCUGAUCUUUUUGAUAUUCCAACCAAGAUACUAAUUUUUGAAUGAUACGAAA
Molecule: messenger RNA, 1006 nt
Organism: Camelina sativa (false flax)
Lineage: Eukaryota; Viridiplantae; Streptophyta; Magnoliopsida; Brassicales; Brassicaceae
Source: RefSeq, a predicted model, not a curated record